CGGGGAGGGCGGGGCCUCGGGCGCGUGCGCGCGGUCGCACAGUGCCACUGACCCGCCAGCGACCGGCAUGACGGGCUGGGCGCUCGCUGCCGCCCCCGCCUCGCUGCCGCGCCAUGGAAUGCCUGCGGGGCCUGCCCCGGCUCCUGCCGCGCGCGCUGCGGCUGCCCCCGCGCGGCCUGUGCGCUCCAGCCUGGGGCCUGACCGCCGCGCGCGCCACCGGACCCCUCGGCGGGAGCUGGGCCGCACCGCCCGGCGCACCGCGCGGGCCCCGCCUGGCAGGUGAGAUGCACCAGCUGAGAACGGCCGAUGUCGCGCAGGCCACGCUCGCCAGCGUGGCCCCCGUGUUCACUGUGACUAAGUUUGACAAAGAAGGAAAUGUGACGUCUUUUGAGAGGAAGAAGACGGACUUAUAUCAAGAAUUAGGUCUUCAGGCCAGAGACCUGCGGUUCCAGCACCUCAUGAGCAUCACCACCAGAAACAACAGGAUCAUCCUGAGGAUGGAGUACCUGAAGGCGGUGAUCACCCCCGAGUGUCUGCUGAUCCUGGAUUACCGGCACUUAAACCUGGAGCAGUGGCUGUUCCGGGAGCUGCCCGCGCAGCUGGCCGGCGAGGGCCAGCUGGUCACGUACCCUCUGCCUUUCGAGUUCAGAGCCAUGGAGGCCCUCCUGCAGUACCGGAUCAGCAAGCUGCAGGGGAAGCUGCGCCUGCUGGAGCCCCGCAUCCUCGACACGCUGGAGGCGUUAGUGGACCCCAAGCACUCCUCGGUGGACAGGAGCAAGCUGCACAUCCUGCUGCAGAACGGCAGGAGCCUGUCCGAGCUGGAGACGGACGUCACGGUGUUCAAGGAGGCCCUCCUGGAGAUCCUGGACGACGAGGAGCGGCUGGAGGAGCUCUGCCUCAGCAAGUGGAGCGACCCCGAGGUCUUUGAGCAGAGCAACGCGGGCAUCGACCACGCGGAGGAGAUGGAGCUGCUGCUGGAGAACUGCCACCGGCUGGCCGAGGACCUGGCGCACGCGGCCCGCGAGCUGCGGGCGCUGAUCGACGACUCGCAGAGCGUCAUCUUCCUCAACCUGGACAGCCACCGCAACGUCAUGAUGCGGCUGAACCUGCAGCUGACCAUGGGCACCUUCUCGCUCUCGCUCUUCGGCCUGAUCGGAGUGGCCUUCGGCAUGAACUUGGAAUCGUCCCUGGAAGAGGACCACAGGGUGUUCUGGCUGGUCACCGGGGUCAUGUUCAUGGGCAGUGGCCUGAUCUGGAGGCGGCUGCUGUCCUUCCUCGGGCGGCAGCUGGAGGCUCCUGUGCCUCCGAUGGCGGCACCCCUACCUAGGAAGACCCUGCGCGCAGGCGGACGGCUGGACGCGAAGCCCAGCCUCAGGCCGGACGGGCUGGGGUCCAGCAGGAGCGUCCUCACGCCCCGGUGAGCCGGCCGCCGGCGAGGAGAGAGCACAGAGCUACGGUGUCGCCCGAGGAAGCCCGCAGCGACCGCACUAGGACGCAACCCGCUUUCUGGGCUCUGAGGCCACGGGCUCCGGCCACAGGUCAGGACUCUGACGGAGGCAGACGGCUGGCGGAACCACGGGCCGUGGCCUGGCCUGGACUUCUCGCGCAUCGAGGACAGGAGGUCCGCAGCCGCCGGGCGGAGACGGUGCAGAGACGGCCGUCUGUGAACUCCUGCUCAGGUGCCCGUGGCUGGGCCAGCCGCGCACAGCAGCCUCUCACUCCUUUCACUCCGAGUCUGUGCGGGAGCCACUGCAGCGCCUGUUUCUGCUCCGCUCCCCUCACAGACGGAAUAAACGGGUGUGACCCUCUCACAUCAGCUUUCUGUGUACCCCAGUUCAUUCAGAUACAGCUCUCAACCCCAAACUGCUCUGGGCGUGGCUGUGACUGUGCCUGGGGAGAAGAGCUGAAAGAAUUCCUCAGUUUCCGCUCUGCUUUUCGCUGCUUGGUGGUUCCUGGUGGGGUGCGGGUGGGGCGCCCCAGGCUGCAGGAGGGGAGACUCCUGGCUCUGCCAUCCCCUUCACUUUCAACCAGAGCGCAGGUCAGAGCAGGCUUCCUCGAUGCCCCGACCUUUCCUGUCUGGAGGUUCAGGCAGGGGUCCCCUAACCCUACUCUGGCCCCAACAUGAGCCCUGACCCUGACCCUGAUCUUGUGCCCUAGCCUCUGCCCAGAGCUUAAGGCGACCGCCCUAAGGCAUCCGCCUCACCUCUCGGUCCCAUCCUCCCUGGCCUGAGCCAACCUUCACCCAGCCCAGUGCCCGGGGAGGCGACUCGAGCCCCCCCACCCGCUCCAGCCUUCCCGGACCCGCCCUCACCCUCCUGGGUGGGAGUUUAAGACGCGCUUUCUAGGGCGCCACCCCGAUCUGGAGGCCAGCUCAGCCACCCAGCAGGGGAGCCCAGCUCCCAGUCCUGUGUCCCUCAGAACAGUUAAGCCUCCCUCUUCACCGGCUCCCUGUGCCGGCCAUCUCAGCGCCUCCGCCAGCAGCUCAGCUCCUUGUGUCUUAACCACCCGCUAGCCUCACCCUAACCGAACCGCAGCCUCAUCCAGGCAGCCCUGCAGGCAGCAUGGGGGCGUCACAGACACCCCCUGCUCUGGUCCCGGCUCCGGAGGACACGGAGGCGGCGGCUCAGGCCCCUGUACGUGGUUGGGUGAUCGGAAUAAACCUGCUUUCCCCGGCUGA
Pipistrellus kuhlii (Kuhl's pipistrelle) is the source of this 2677-nucleotide messenger RNA. It is a transcript of the gene MRS2, whose product is annotated as magnesium transporter MRS2. Bases 114 to 1421 code for a protein of 435 amino acids. Gene Ontology annotation, cellular component: mitochondrial inner membrane. Lineage: Eukaryota; Metazoa; Chordata; Mammalia; Chiroptera; Vespertilionidae. Gene Ontology annotation, molecular function: magnesium ion transmembrane transporter activity. The transcript is spliced from 11 exons. The record is from RefSeq and is a predicted model, not a curated record. Gene Ontology annotation, biological process: mitochondrial magnesium ion transmembrane transport.